AAUUUAACCCAAAGCAAAGCACAUUGACAUGAAUGAAAGUGCCAAACAUAGUAUCUAGGAAAAACCGAAAAUUUACCUGCGCCUCACACAGCCUCCUCCCUUACCCGCUUAUGUAUAAAGUUCCUGUUCGACCUUUCUUCAGCGUUCCAUUCUCAGAGUCACACACUUUGUUCCUCCUCUUGAUCAAUCACUGUCUCAUUUCCUCUUGCUAGUUCUGGUGGCGCCCUUCAUUUUCAGAUGACAACAACAACCGGGUAAGAACGCGAACGCCACCGCCUACCAAAACCCUACAAUGGAGUUCGAGAGGAUGAGGCAGUUGAUGCUCAUGUGGUGCAGAAUACGAAGCAACCGUGUCGCUCUUGUGGGUGGAAAUCAUACCGCCGCCAGAUUUUGCAGUCGCUGAGGUCUUCUCCUUUCUUCGCCUGGCUUUGUUUUCUCUUCAAUUUACGAAAAAUUCACACACAACCUCUCUCGAUCUCGCUCCCUCAUCGGUGGAUUUCAGCAAGGGUAUCAAGAUGAAGAAGCAUUUUCACGAUGGAGCCUUUUCGCUCAACCCCGAAACUUUUCUCGUUAUCAGGAUCCCGGAUGCGCUUGUUCUGCGCAUUCUAUCUCGGUCUUUGUUUUUGGCCAUGGUUCUCGCCACCUUGCCUUUCUUGAGAACCGCUCUCAGAGGAUUCUCCUCUGCUUAUCAUAACAGCAAUUCGUUGCUUCCUUCCGGCUCUCUCGAUGUGGGGCUAUUGAAUUCGAUUUUUCAUGAUUUCGCCGAUGAGGGGCUUCUCGGAGAGAACGAUAAGGCGCUUAUUGUGAACUCUCCCAUUCCCAAUGGCUUUGGGGAGGAGAUUGAUGUUGUCAUGGACUCUGAUUCUAAGAGAAAGAGCUUGUUCAGUGACGAGUCUUAUGAUUUUGUGUUCACCUCUGGUUCUAUUGAUGCCGAGUUUAUUGAUCGCAUUCUGAAGAUUGAUGGCAUUGUGGCUCUCCCGUUGGGGGCUAAACCGUUGAAUUCUGCUUUUAAAGAACAAACUAAUUAUAGGGUUGUUUUCCUUAAGCGAUACGGGUUUGUUAUUGUUGCAUUGAAGAAAACCGGGCCAGCCAUUAGGUUGUCGGUGGAUUCUGAUUUCUCUUCCCCUAAGAGGAAGCUCUUGGAGACAGAGGCCGAGGCCAAGACAGUGGCUUUGGAGGGUCUUGAGGAUGUGCUUUUGGAGCCUCCGAGAAAGGCUUUGGUUAAGUCAAGGAAGUACUUGAACAACAUCAAGUACCUACCUGACUUGUUAGGUGAUUCUCUCGAGGGUUAUGAUAAGAGGGUGUUCAUUGGUAUAGGGUUACCCGAGGAGAACAAGGGUGUGAUGCAAUGGUUCGAGAAGGACUAUCCGAAGAAGAAUACACAGUUCGAGACUCACAGCUUCGCGGUUGCGCCAGAAGAUCAUUUCGACGUUUCUGAUUGGCUGUCGAAGAAUGUGAAGGAGGAAGAGUACGUUGUGGUGAAGGCAGAAGCAGAGGUGGUGGAGGAUAUGAUGAAGAAGAGGACAAUAGGGUUGGUGGAUGAACUCUUCCUAGAGUGCAAGAAUGAGUGGUGGCAGACGGGGAAGAGAAAGAAGAAUGAAAGGGCUUAUUGGGAGUGCUUGGCUUUGUAUGGAAGAGUGAGAGAUGAGGGAAUUGCAGUGCACCAAUGGUGGGGUUAAUUUGAUUCAUCCAAGCUUUUAAUUAGCUUGGUCAUGUUGUUAUGUGCACAUUGUGGUGUGUUUGAUUUUCAGUGGUUGGUUUGUUUCUGUCAUUGUGUGCGUGUGAAUUUGCGCCUUAGGGAACGUGCAUGCUUGUGUUCCUUUUCCAUGCUGCUAUUAGUUAUGAUGUCAUAGACUAAUAGCUAGCAUAUAAAUAAAAGGCUUGCUAUCUCUAGUUCUUGCCUUAUGUGGUCAAUUGUGUUGUGUAGUAGGAUGUGAAUAAUGUGGUCAUGGGAAGACAUAGAUCGCUACUAGCUAUAGCUCAAGGUGGCCACGGAUAGAUGAUGGGGCAACAUUUUUAUAAUAUUCUUCUGCUACAAUGAUGAAUAACAAGAUAGAGAGAAUCUCAGGAUGCGAUAUAUUGUAACUUAUGUGUCCUAGCUUCUGAUGUUUCAUUAUUUAAUAAGAGAAUCAAGUCAAUCAUGUUCCUCUUUUUAGGACA
Molecule: messenger RNA, 2160 nt
Organism: Cajanus cajan (pigeon pea)
Lineage: Eukaryota; Viridiplantae; Streptophyta; Magnoliopsida; Fabales; Fabaceae
Source: RefSeq, a predicted model, not a curated record